CGCAUUCUCCUCUUGAAAUUUCAAUGGUCUUCUCUUUUUACUAAUUUUUUCUGUAGCGCUUUCGUUGUGGGCUUCGAUCAGAUCCACUAGCUAGCUAAGUAUACACUGAAAGAUCAACUCUUUUUCUCAAACAUUCUCUUUUUCUUGUUCAAAGUUUUCGUUCUUUCGUUUUCUCUAGUCGCGACCUCAAGAUGCUCGCUCCAAGAGUAAGAUUGUGAUACUGCUUUUUUGACUUUGGCCAAGUUAUUUUUUUUCUUCGUUCCACUUUCCUUGUUGGUUUCCUCCUCUGACCUGAGAGGUAAACCCAAGAACGCGAUGGAGAUGGUUUUUCUUCGUUGUUGUUGUGUUGCGCUUACUGGUUCCAACUUCGCCAUCCCUGGCGGCCCCAUUUCAUCGCCAUCGCCAUAGCCACGACUCUCUCUCUCUCUCUCUCUCUAUUAGCGUGUUUUUGUUUGUGGCCCUCGGCGCCCCUGUACAAAAUGCUCGUGCGUCUCCAGACGACGAGUGCGAGUAAGUCUUUCCAACAAACGCAAUUAAAAUCGAUAGAAAAGUGUGAAAACUAAUCCCCUCGCCCACAGUCCUUUCCAGCGUUCGUGUUUAGCUGCGCAGUAUUCUUGACACGGUCACUACGUUUUCUUUCCAUCUCUAUUUAUCCUUUUUUGUUUCCAGGAGUGCCGUGGGCGAGCAAACUAGAGGUAAACCGAGUAGUAUCAGAUCUCAGCCAGAGCUCGAAUUGGGAGAGGAAAGAAACUUGGGGGAAAUUGUAGCAGCAGCAGCAGUAGCUUCAGCUAGAUCUCUCGCUCUCUUUCUCUCUGUUCGAGAGAACGGACGAACGAGAGGUAGAGGUCUCUCACUCUCACAGCUAUGGCAACCAAGAUGGAUCCUCCAAAUGGCUACUGCCCUCCAGACAAGCACUACUACAUGCUGUGGCACAGCUUGUUUGAGAUCGACACCAAGUAUGUUCCAAUUCGUCCGCUGGGGAAGGGAGCGUAUGGAGUGGUGUGCUCGGCCGAUAAUCUGGAGACCGGGGACAAGGUUGCCAUAAAGAAGAUUGGGAAUGCGUUCGAGAACUCCAUCGACGCGCUGAGAACUUUGCGGGAGAUGCGACUGCUGCGGUACUUGCAGCACGAAAACGUGGUGGGGCUGCUGGAUAUCAUGAAACCCGUCGGGAGAUACACUUUCAACGAUGUCUACCUGGUUUACGAGCUCAUGGACACGGAUUUGCACCAGAUCAUCCGCUCCUCGCAGCCCCUCACGGACGAGCACUACCAGUUCUUUAUCUAUCAGCUGCUUCGUGGUCUCAAGUACAUCCACUCGGCCAACGUUCUCCACCGCGACUUAAAGCCCGGCAACUUACUCCUCAACGCAAACUGCGAUCUCAAGAUCGCCGACUUCGGCCUGGCGAGAACCGGGCGAGAGAAAGGCCAGUUCAUGACCGAGUACGUCGUCACUCGCUGGUACCGCGCUCCGGAACUCCUCCUCUCGUGCGAGGACUACACCAGCGCCAUUGACAUCUGGUCCGUGGGAUGCAUCUUCGCCGAGCUCCUGGGGAGAAAGCCGAUCUUCCCAGGCAAGAACUACAUCAACCAGCUCAAGCUCAUCAUCGACGUGAUCGGAUCGCCCAAGGAGAGCCAGCUCGGGUUCAUCAGCAAUCACAAAGCUCGAAGUUACAUCCGCUCCUUGCCGCCAACGCCGAGAGUUCCAUUGUCUCGCCUCUAUCCACACGCGAAUCCGCAGGCGUUGCAGCUCAUCGAGAGGAUGCUUGCCUUCGAUCCAAAGGAGCGGAUCACCGUGUCGGAGGCGCUGGAUCAUCCGUACUUCAAUCUGGUUCACGACAAUCACGCUGGAGAUGUCUACCAGUUUCGUCCGGACAAUAUCAUCCCUCCGGAUGUCAUGGAGGAUCAAAUGGUCGACACGAGCAGUAACUUGCGGGAGUAUGUGUGGAGGGAGAUGUGCUACUACCACCCCCAGGCGAUCAACGAGAUGUGAUCAAUAUCAUUUCUUAUACAUAUAUUGAUUCAUUUUAUUAAGAUUGUAUCAUAUCCUCGGCGAAGAAAUAAAACCUUCGGUUUGAUUUCCUCGAA
Messenger RNA from Selaginella moellendorffii, 2084 nucleotides. RefSeq names its product mitogen-activated protein kinase homolog NTF3. NCBI's taxonomy places the organism in Eukaryota, Viridiplantae, Streptophyta, Lycopodiopsida, Selaginellales, Selaginellaceae. Bases 865 to 1989 code for a protein of 374 amino acids. Gene Ontology annotation, molecular function: MAP kinase activity; ATP binding. Gene Ontology annotation, cellular component: nucleus; cytoplasm. The transcript is spliced from 2 exons. Gene Ontology annotation, biological process: intracellular signal transduction; protein phosphorylation. The record is from RefSeq and is a predicted model, not a curated record.